AGUGAUUUGUUUAACUACUAGGUCACAACCAAUUGUCAUGGACUCUCCGGGCCGGAGUGCUGCUCGUUUCUACAAUUCUAGUGACAAAAUGUACAUUCUCAAAACCUUGACCAGUGAUGAGGUUGAACAAAUGCAUGCCUUGCUCAAAGAAUAUCAUCCAUAUGUAGUGGGUCGUCAUGGCAAAACUCUUUUACCACAGUACCUGGCUAUGUACCGACUGACCGUAGAAAACAUGGAGACCUAUUGUGUGGUUAUGAGAAAUGUGUUUUCAACGUUCCUUCCAAUACAUAAGAAGUAUGACCUUAAAGGCUCUACAGUAGACCGUGAAGCAUCAGUGAGAGAGCUGGAAAAAGAUCUGCCAACGCUCAAAGACAACGAUUUUGUAAAGGACGGAACUAAAAUUUACAUUGGAGAGGAAGCCAAGCAGCAGCUUAUGGAAACAUUGACUGCUGACGUAGAGUUUUUGAUGAGGUUGAAUUUAAUGGAUUAUUCAUUACUGCUGGGCGUUCAUGACGUAGCAAGAGCUGAGCAGGAGGGUGAAAUGCACAAUGAGUCAGAAGAUGAUGUAAUAGAGGAGGAAGAUGAUGAAUGCACUGGUGUCCCAACACCACCUGACUCCCCACUCACAGCUGCUAGAGAGCGUGCUGCAAGUAAUGGUGCUAUCAACCCAGAUGUUGAAAUUUAUGCCAUUGAAAGUAAUGAAAGUGCUCCACAAAGAGAAAUUUACUUCAUGGCCCUUAUAGAUGUUUUAACACAUUAUGGAGUGAAGAAACAAGCUGCUAAAGCUGCAAAGACUGUGAAAUAUUUAUCAAAUGCAGAUGGAAUAUCCACUGUUGAACCUGACCAAUAUGGACGUAGGUUUCUGGAUUUUAUGAAUCAGGCAAUUGUGUAAGGUAAAUGUAUAGGAGGGGUAUAACAGAUCCCUUUGUGUCCAUAAUUAAAGUGUAUAUCAUAGGUCAGUAAGUCAUUUUUUUUUCAAAGCUUAGAGCACUAAUAACUAAAUCUUUGGGUUCUUAAUAACAGAUGAAGGUAGUAGAAAGUGUACUUGAGAAAGGAAAAAUAUAUAGUGUGGAAAAGUGUUUGUGUUUGCUGCUUAGAUGGUAAAGUUGUAAGAGAAGGUUUAGUAUACUUUGAGUUAUAAGUUUCUUGUAGUACCAAUGAUUGGCCGUUGUAUUGCAUAUGUUAUCCAGUACCAUGAAUAGUGGCAUUAGAUUUUGUUCAUUUAGUGCACACAGUGACAUAAGUUUGAUUA
Macrobrachium nipponense is the source of this 1252-nucleotide messenger RNA. It is a transcript of the gene PIP4K, whose product is annotated as phosphatidylinositol 5-phosphate 4-kinase type-2 alpha-like. The record is from RefSeq and is a predicted model, not a curated record. Gene Ontology annotation, molecular function: 1-phosphatidylinositol-4-phosphate 5-kinase activity; 1-phosphatidylinositol-5-phosphate 4-kinase activity. The transcript is spliced from 6 exons. Bases 38 to 892 code for a protein of 284 amino acids. Gene Ontology annotation, cellular component: plasma membrane. Gene Ontology annotation, biological process: phosphatidylinositol phosphate biosynthetic process. Lineage: Eukaryota; Metazoa; Arthropoda; Malacostraca; Decapoda; Palaemonidae.